Messenger RNA from Diatraea saccharalis (sugarcane borer), 1917 nucleotides. The record is from the annotation of a GenBank genome assembly. NCBI's taxonomy places the organism in Eukaryota, Metazoa, Arthropoda, Insecta, Lepidoptera, Crambidae.
CGACCAGAAUUAUAGACCUGUCGUCGUCUUCUACGCGCGUUCGGUCGCCUUUCCCGAACCCUUAUGUUUUAUGUCGCCCUGGUACUCGGCACAAUUUUGAAACAAAAAAAUUAGAUAGUGAAACUUGAUAAAACUGAAAAUCUGUGUCAUAAUUGUUUCGGAUUAUAUUCUUAUAUCCUACUAUAAGAGUACAUUCAUCUGCAAAUAGUCAGAAUACACCUCCUUCGACUUCUGAACCUCUGGUACUCUCACAUUUAAAUUACAUUUUAUUUACAAAUAAAACAAGAAAAAAAAAUAUGUCUUUGAAGCGUACACCCCCAAAAUCACCAGAAAAAGGCUCAUUGACACCUUUUCUGGUACAAGUGGACAAAACACAGAUUGUUAGAACCUCACAAACUGUGUCAAACACAAAGAGCUUGAAUAAAAACAAAUCGGAAGGUAAAUUAACGCACUUUGGCUCAGAACCCAACUUAACACAACCCAGUGAGGCGAUGCAAAAUAUAAAUACACGCAACAUUAAUAAACGCAUACGUCGAGAAUCCAACGGUGACGAUAUUGCAGCCUCACCUUCAAAGGACGCUUCAAUAAAAUGCAUGAUAGCCGCACAAGAUUCUAAACUCGAUACUAUUAUGGAAUUUAUGAGAGACAUGAAAUCCCAAAUGAACGACGUACAAGAAUCGCAAGAAUUUAUGUCUUGUAAAUAUGAAGAACUGUUAAACCGUUUUAAUUCAUUGGAACAACAAAGAAGAGAAGACAAAAAAUACAUCCAUACUCUAGAAAAAAAAAUAGAAUACCUAGAAAAAAACGGACGAAUCACAAAUAACGAGUUAAGAAAUAUACCGACAAAUAAAGCUGAGAGUAAGGUCGAUCUUUUAAAUAUAUUAAAAAAAACGGGUAAAUUUCUUGAUGUAUCCAUAGAAGAGCAGGAAGUCCGUAAUAUAUACAGAGUUGCUACAGCAGUGCCAGAAAAUAAACCAAUAAUUGUAGAAUUCAAUGGCAUUUUCAAAAAAGACGAAUUACUUCAAGCGGUCAAGUCGUAUAAUAAGAAAUACCCUAAUAACAAAGUGAACACUUCCCAUCUAUCGCUAACCGGACCAACCAAACCCGUUUUUAUUACGGAAAGUCUUACGUUCAAAAAUAAAAAACUGUAUGCAAUCGCUCGAGACUUCGCUAAAUCACAUAAUUAUAGAUACUGUUGGACUUCUCGUGGAACAGUCUACUUACGUAAGAACGACGGAGCUUCAGCCCAACGCAUCAACGAAGAAGAAGACCUAGACUGCUUGAAAUCGUGACUAUACCAUCAGCAAUAUAUAUAUAAUAGUUUACCCAUAAUCGAAAAAGUCUUUAAGUCCUAUAAUGUUAAGUUUUUCUUUACAAUGUUUUACGGAACCAAACAAUAUGUACUACCUAUAGAACUAUAUCUAACUACGCUAACCAUAAAAAAUAAUACACACAUACACAAAUAUUAUACUACAUCUAAAAACUACAUUCAAGUCUUCACAAUAACAAAACAUAAUACAUAUAAUUUACUCACAAAUCCACACAAAGUACAUAUCAUAACACAACAUCAAGCACAUUCACAAGCAUGCAACGUAAUUAAAAGCACAGAUAUCAAAAUGUUCUCAUCGUCAUACUUAAUACUUGGAAUAUUAAUGCUAAUAAUAUAUAAUGUCAUAUAUCCAUGUUGGAUUAUUUUCAAGAUACUCUUUAUAAAUCAAUACUAUCAUUAAAAAACAAAUAUGAAUGCUAAACGAGAUAUUAUUAUUGAUGAAGUAGAGAAAAUCGACCAAAUACCAUGUACAUAUGUUAAUUCCCUGAAGUCGGCAAAAAAUAUUCUUAAUGUAGAAGAAAAUAAUUCUAUCUAUAUUUUAUCACUAAACAUCAGAAGUAUAAACUGCAAUCUAGAUAGGUUCCUGU